UUUAUCGCAUUACUUUAUUAUGUGUUUGAGUUCAGACGCAAAACUAAUAACCGUAUGAGUAUGAAAUGUCCCGGAUCAGCUACACUUCGGUUUAUAUUUGUAUAUAAUCCGGUUUAUUAAGUGGUGGUUGUUUUAAAGACACUGUAGACAAACACAGACGUGUUAAGCUAAACCGAGGCCCUUUAACUGGUUUAUUAUUUACACCACGUUUCCUUUUUGUCGGGGUUGUGAAAGAUGCACGCGCUGGUUUAAUGUCCGUAAUAUUAUAUCUCAACUUAACUGAAAUAAAGUGUAUCUUAAGCGUCUAAAAUGUUUUAUUCUGCAGUCAGUAAUCCUUCACGUCUUACCUUAACAUUCCACCGGCUACACACGCGCGCGGAGUUGUUACUUGUACGUCAUCUUUAGGCGACUCGCUCCGCCUCUCUCUAGCAGAGCGCCUGUUUCAGGGAAUGUUACGUCAUCAACAAUCGACGCAUAAACGUUCCGUUUGGUCAUAUGACCAGAACUAUGCACUUAUCUGAGUGAGUUUGUGCAGUGGAGCUGAAAUAAGGAUUCUUUACCGGGAGAUAUGUUUGCGUUUUACAAAAAGCGAAGUUUGUUUCAACGAUGAGAGGCUUGUAGAAACUAACCGGCGCUGAGAAAGUGUGUGUGUGUGUGUGUGUGUGUGUGUGUGUGUGUGUGGACGGAGGAGUGAAAAAGAAAGUAAGAAAAUGAAAAGAGAGAGAGAGAACACAACGGUGCAGAGUGAAGGUGGAUAUCAGCCUGGUGGAGAUGAAGAUGAGACAGCAGCACUGCUGGAACAGGAUGUUCGGGUCUCCACGGGUUCCUCCUUCACAUUCUCUGUGUUUAAUCUGAUGAACGCCAUCAUGGGAAGCGGGAUCCUGGGACUAGCCUACGCCAUGGCCAGCACCGGCAUCGUGGGCUUCAGUAUUUUGUUGUUGCUGGUCUCCAGUUUGGCCGCCUGCUCCAUCCACCUCCUGCUCACACUGUGUGACCAGACAGACGUGACCUCGUAUGAAGGACUGGGAGAGAGAGCCUUCAGCAAAGCCGGAAAGGUGCUGGUGGCGUGUACCAUCCUGAUCCAGAAUAUUGGUGCCAUGGCUUCUUACAUGUUCAUCCUAAAGAUAGAGCUUCCUCCCACCAUCAGCGGCUUCCUGGGAGCAGAGCAUUCUGGUGUGUGGUAUGAGAACGGUGUGGUGUUAUUGAUCCUGGUCACGGUGUGUGUGGUGUUUCCUCUCGCUCUGCUGCCCAAAAUUGGUUUCCUGGGUUACAGCAGCAGUCUGUCGUUCUUCUUCAUGCUGUUUUUUGCCGUAGUGGUGGUGGUGAAGAAAUGGUCAGUUCCAUGUCCACUGCCCAACAACUCCACUCUCACUCUGCAGAUCUCUAACUCGUCUGUGUCUGACUGCAGCGCUCGUCUCUUCAUCUUCUCCAGUAAGAGCGCGUAUGCCGUCCCCACUAUGGCGUUCUCCUUCUUGUGUCACACUGCAAUCCUGCCCAUUUACUGUGAGCUCCAGCGACCCACUAAGCGGAGGAUGCAGAACGUGGCCAAUGUGAGCAUCUCUCUCAGCUUCCUGGUCUACCUGGUCUCCGCCCUCUUCGGCUACCUCACCUUCUACGGUCAGGUGGACUCUGAGUUGUUGCGAGGGUACGGUGUUUACCUGCCACGUGAUGUGUUGGUGAUGUCGGUGCGUCUUGCGAUCCUAUUGGCCGUGCUGCUCACUGUGCCGCUCAUCCACUUCCCCGCCCGUAAAGCGGUGUUAACAUUAUUCAGAGGAGAGAGACCCUUCUCCUGGCUGUCUCACUGUGUCUCCACAUUUGUCCUCCUCCUGAUCAUCGAGCUGCUGGCCAUCUACGUCCCCGACAUCAGGAACGUCUUCGGAGUCGUGGGUUCCACUACCUCAACCUGCUUGCUGUUUGUGUAUCCCGGUCUGUUUUAUUUGCGUGUCAGUAAUGACCACAUCAGAUCUUUCACAUCAAUCGGGGCUGUUGCUCUCGUGAUAUUUGGUGUGUUUGUGGGUUUGCUGAGUCUGUCAGUCAUCAUCGUUUCCUGGGCACAGGCAUCCUGACCUUGACCUUUUGACCUCUGACCUCUGCUUCCAGUCCUGCAAACAUUUGCACAGUUACAUCAACACUGAACAGAUACAUUUAAAGAGGAACUAUUUUGAGUGGAACAUACAGUUUACACUUAAUUGGACAGGGGGACAGUUAUUACUGUAACACAGAGAAAGCUUUACGCGAUUAGACAUAGCGACCGAUAUUUCCUCAGCACAGUUUACAAUCUUAGACAAGGGGACAAUUAUUACUGUAACACACAGCGACAGGGGGAGCAUUAUUACUGUAACACACAAUUAUAGGGGACCAUUAUUACUGUAACACACAGCGACAGGGGGACCAUUAUUACUGUAACACACAGCGACAGGGGGACCAUUAUUACUGUAACACAGUGACAGGGGACCAUUAUUACUGUAACACACAGUGACAGGGGACCAUUAUUACUGUAACACACAAUUACAGGGGACCAUUAUUACUGUAACACACAGUGACAGGGGACCAUUAUUACUGUAACACACAGUGACAGGGGGACCAUUAUUACUGUAACACACAGUGACAGGGGACCAUUAUUACUGUAACACACAAUUACAGGGGACCAUUAUUACUGUAACACACAGUGACAGGGGACCAUUAUUACUGUAACACACAGUGACAGGGGGACCAUUAUUACUGUAACACACAGCUUUACCAAAGAUGUUUUGGCUAGGAUCAAGAUAUAAUAUACGAUUAUAUAUAUAACAACAUCUUUAUAAAGGAGUAAAUUAUUUAUACAUCAAUGUUAUUGAACCUUAUGUGUUGAAUAUUGAAGUAAAUGCCACUGAUUAUUAUUGCACUAAAUAAAUAUUGCACAUUGCAAAAAUGUA
Molecule: messenger RNA, 2915 nt
Organism: Ictalurus furcatus (blue catfish)
Lineage: Eukaryota; Metazoa; Chordata; Actinopteri; Siluriformes; Ictaluridae
Gene: slc38a6
Product: solute carrier family 38 member 6
Exons: 16
Coding region: 711-2066 (451 amino acids)
Biological process (GO): L-glutamine transport; amino acid transmembrane transport
Molecular function (GO): L-glutamine transmembrane transporter activity
Source: RefSeq, a predicted model, not a curated record